Messenger RNA from Miscanthus lutarioriparius, 2019 nucleotides. The record is from the annotation of a GenBank genome assembly. Lineage: Eukaryota; Viridiplantae; Streptophyta; Magnoliopsida; Poales; Poaceae.
AUGGAGGGUGGGGGAGGGAGUGGAAUGGGUGGGUUCCCGGGAGCCCCGGCUAACCUUCUCGAUGCCGCAGCUCAGGAGUUCCACCCUACUGUCUGUGUCCCCUACCCUCUACAGCCGCUCCCGCACCAGCUAUACUGCCCCCACCCAUACCCAGCCAUGCCGGUGCCGCCGGCGCCGGCGCCGCAAAUGGCCAUGUUGCAGCCAGUGCCUCCGAUGGCGAUGGCCAUGGCGCCGCAGCCGGGGUACACCUUGCCCACGACGACGCCGGUGGUCGACGGCCCGUCGAGCCGCGUCGUGGUGCUGUGCCUGGUGCCGCCGCACGCGAAGGAGCGCGACGUGACGCAGGCGAUGGCGCCGUUCGGCGCGAUCCGCUCGGUCGACGCGUGCGCGGUGGCGUCCGAGGGCGUGGCCACCGUCCAUUUCUUCGACAUCCGCGCCGCCGAGCUCGCCGUGGCCUGCGUCCGCGAGCAGCACAUGCGCCAGCAGAGCCGGCUCGGGCAGCUCUACGCGGCGGCCGCCGUGCCCCCGGCGUGGGCUCCUGCACCACCGACGCCCCAGGCCUGGGACUGGGCCCACCCCCACCCCCACCCCAACGACGACGGCCGCGGCCUCGUCCUCGGGCAGGCCGUGUGGGCCCACUUCGCCCCCGGCGCCGACGACGGCGAGAACAGCGGCUCCCUGGUGGUCCUGAGCCCCCUGCCCGGCGUCUCGGUCGCUGACCUCCGCCAAGUCUUCCAGGCCUUCGGGGACUUGAAGGAUGUGAGGGAGUCGGCGCACCGGCCCAGCCACAAGUUCAUCGACUUCUUCGACACGCGCGACGCCGCGCGCGCGCUCGCCGAGCUCAACGGCCAGGAGCUCUUCGGCCGCCGCCAUAUCAUCGAGUUCACGCGCCCUUCCGGCCCCGGGCCCCGCAGGCGCGGGUACGCGCCCCACCACCGGCCCACCGCGCCGACUCCACCGAGGUUUCAACAAGCGACGUGGCGACCGGCCCAGCCGACGUCGUCUCAGCCCCCGGCAUCCUCCUCGUCGUCGUCCGGCUCCGUAAGGGCGAGGAAAGGAGUGGUGCUUCUGAGGAGGCCGAGCGAUCAGUCCAAGGGAGGCAAUGCCGGCACGAACCAUGAGCGCAAGAGCAAGGGCAACAAGAACGUGGCGUCGGCGGCGGUGGCGUCUUCGUCGACCCCGACGGUGUCCGGGAAGCAAGCCCAGAAAGGCGCCGGGAGCAGCAGCGGUGGCGGUGGCGGCGGGAACUGGAAAGGACGAAAGAGCGGGUGGGAGGCGCGCUUCCUGUUCAAGGAGCCCGAGGCCGCCGGCGACGCCGACACGCAGUCGGCGCCGGCUUCGGAGAGGGACACGAGGACCACCGUCAUGAUCAGGAACAUACCCAACAAGUACAGCCAGAAGCUGCUCCUCAACAUGCUGGACAACCACUGCAUCCAAUCCAACGAGUGGAUCGCGGCGAGUGGCGUGGGGCAGCCCUUCUCCUCCUACGAUUUCGUCUACCUCCCCAUAGAUUUCAACAACAAGUGCAAUGUGGGCUAUGGCUUCGUCAACCUGACCUCGCCGGAGGCCGCCGUGCGGCUGUAUAAGGCGUUCCACAAGCAGCCAUGGGAGGUGCACAACUCGCGCAAGAUCUGCCAAGUCACAUACGCUCGCGUACAAGGCCUGGAAGCGCUGAAGGAGCACUUCAAGAACUCCAAGUUCCCGUGCGACAGCGACGAGUACUUGCCCGUGGCGUUCUCGCCGGCGCGCGACGGCAAGGAGCUGACGGAGCCGGUGCCCAUCGUGGGCCGCUCGCCCGCGGCGUCGUCCGCGUCCGGCACGUCGUCGCCUCCCAAGAGCCGGGCGGCCAGCGUGGACCUGCUGCUUGGGCGGGAGCUGAUGCCGGCGCCCUCGUCGUCCGCGGACGGCGCGUCGUCGACCACCACGUCCACCCACGCGCCGUCCGAACACGCCGACGACGACAACGAGGAAGACAUCAGUCUCGCCGGCGAGCUGCAGCGCCUAGGCUACGCCGACUAG